AUGCCCAAAUCCAGACGCUCCAAGUUAGUGACAUUAUCACAAACUGAUAAAAAGGGUAAAGAAUCCAAAUUGAAACUCUUUGAUGAGAUCAGAUCUGCUCUUGACAAUUAUUCCCAGGUUUGGAUAUUACAAUUGAAAGAUAUCAGGACUCCCGUGCUACAAGAUAUAAGGUCAGACUGGACUGACUCAAAGCUUAUCUUGGGCAAACGGAAAGUUAUUCAAAAGGCAUUCGGUGAGACCCCUGAAGAAGAGUAUUUGUCGGAAUUGGCUAAAUUGACCAAAAUCUUAUCCACUACUGAGGAUUUGAUCCCGGGUAUUUUAUUCACCAACGAGGACGAUUCAACUGUAAAGAGCUAUUUCGAUGCUUACAAAAGACAAGACUAUACCAGAGUCAAGAAUAAGUCGCCUAUAACUUUCGAAAUUCCUGCCGGUAUAGUUUACUCAAGAGGCGGACAAAUUCCCGAGGAAGAAGAUGUCCCUAUGUCACAUUCGUUGGAGGAAACGUUGAGGAAUAAGUACAAGAUGCCCACAAAGAUCAAGAGUGGGAAGAUUGUUUUGGAAAAGCCAUACUUGGUGUGCAAUGAAGGAGAUGUGUUGGACGUUAGACAAGCCUUGAUAUUGAAACAGUUUGGUGUUGCCGCUAGUGAAUUUAAAGUUCCGUUGGUGGGUCAUUACAGUAAAGAAUCAAGCAAGGUUGAAAAAUUUGACAAUUAA
Lodderomyces theae is the source of this 714-nucleotide messenger RNA. RefSeq names its product Mrt4p (gene MRT4). The coding region runs from base 1 to 714 and encodes 237 amino acids. Gene Ontology annotation, cellular component: preribosome, large subunit precursor; nucleolus. The transcript has a single exon. Gene Ontology annotation, molecular function: RNA binding. The record is from RefSeq and is a predicted model, not a curated record. Gene Ontology annotation, biological process: ribosomal large subunit assembly; nuclear-transcribed mRNA catabolic process; ribosomal large subunit biogenesis. NCBI's taxonomy places the organism in Eukaryota, Fungi, Ascomycota, Pichiomycetes, Serinales, Debaryomycetaceae.